AUGGCUGGCGAGUUGCGAUUUGACGACCAAGUCGUCGUCGUCACCGGAGCUGGUGGUGGUCUAGGCAAGGCCUACGCUACCUUCUUCGCUUCAAGGGGAGCUAAGGUCGUUGUCAAUGACCUCGGAGGCUCAUUUAAGGGAGAGGGCAACUCGACGAAGGCUGCCGAUGUAGUUGUAGACGAGAUUAAAGCGGCCGGCGGUCAAGCAGUAGCCAACUACGACAGUGUCGAGAAUGGAGAAAAGAUCAUCGAAACCGCCAUCAAAGCAUACGGCCGAAUCGAUGUCCUACUCAACAACGCCGGUAUCCUACGGGAUGUCAGCUUUAAGAAUAUGACGGACCAGGACUGGGACCUGGUCAUGAAGGUGCAUGUUAAGGGCUCUUACAAGUGCGCGCGCGCUGCCUGGCCGCAUUUCCGUAAGCAAAAGUACGGCCGCAUAAUCAACACCGCAUCCGCUGCCGGCUUGUUCGGCAGCUUCGGUCAAGCCAACUACUCGGCCGCCAAGCUAGCUAUGGUCGGCUUCAGCGAGACUCUCGCGAAGGAGGGCAUCAAAUACAAUAUCAUCGCCAACGCCAUCGCCCCCAUAGCCGCGAGCCGCAUGACUCAGACUGUUAUGCCUCCGGAGGUUUUGGAGGCCCUAAAGCCCGAAUGGGUCGUUCCGCUCGUCGCCGUUUUGGUGCAUAGGAGCAACACUAAGGAGACCGGCGGAAUUUUCGAGGUCGGUGGUGGCCACGUCGCCAAGCUGAGGUGGGAGAGGUCGAGCGGUCUUCUCCUGAAGGCAGAUGACAGCUACACACCUGGUGCCAUUCUUAAGCAAUGGAACAAGGUCGUCGACUUCUCGAACCCUCAAUAUCCGACUGGUCCCAACAACUUCAUGGAACUCCUCGAGGAAUCGAUGAAGCUGGGUCCAAGUGAGCAGGGUGAGACACUAGAUUUCACCGGUCGCGUAGCCCUGAUCACGGGUGGUGGUGCUGGUAUCGGACGAGCGUACGCCCUUGCUUUCGCCAAGCAUGGCGCAUCCGUCGUCGUCAACGAUUUAGUCGACCCCGAUACAGUCGUCGAGGAAAUCAAGAAACUGGGUGGCAAGGCUGCUGGCGUUAAGGCAUCUUCCGAGGAAGGCGAAAAGGUUGUGCAGGGCGCUAUCGAUGCUUUUGGCCGCAUCGACAUCAUCAUCAACAAUGCCGGUAUUCUACGAGAUAAGGCUUUCUCCAACAUGGAUGACAGCCUUUGGGACCCCGUUCUCAAUGUUCACCUCCGAAGCACGUACAAGGUUACCAAGGCAGCCUGGCCUCACUUCUUAAAGCAGAAGUACGGACGUAUCAUAAACACUACAUCAACCAGUGGUAUUUAUGGUAAUUUUGGACAAGCUAACUAUGCGGCAGCCAAAGCCGGUAUUCUCGGAUUCUCCCGCACAAUUGCUCUGGAGGGCGCCAAAUACAAUAUCUACUGCAACACUAUUGCACCAAAUGCAGGCACAGCCAUGACGCGUACUAUAUUGCCUGACGAGCUAGUCCAGGCCUUCAAGCCUGAUUAUAUUGCUCCUCUUGUCCUUGCUCUCUGCAGUGACAAGGUUCCCGAGAACCCUACGGGAUACUUAUACGAAGUAGGCAGCGGUUGGUGCGGCCGGACGAGAUGGCAGCGAACUGGAGGCGCCGGCUUCCCCGUGGACGUCAAGCUGGUUCCCGAGGAAGUCGCCAAGAACUGGGCUAAGAUCGUCGACUUCGAUGACGGACGAGCAGACCAUCCGGAGAAGAGCCAGGACUCUGUGGCGAAGAUCAUGGCCAACAUCGAGAACAAACGAGCGGCAUCUAAGGAGAUCCCGGCAGGUAACCAGUACCUCGCUGCUCAGAAGAAAGCCAUCACCGCUGCAUCCCCGGCAACGGAGUUCAGCUACACCGAACGUGACAGCAUGCUCUACAACCUAGGUAUCGGCGCCAAGAGGACCGAGCUGGCCUACGUGUUCGAGGGCCACGAGGACUUCCAGGUGUUGCCGACGUUCGGUGUGAUCCCGCAGUUCGACGCCAACAUGCCAUUCAGCUUCGAUGAAGUGGUGCCCAACUUCUCACCCAUGAUGUUGCUGCACGGCGAGCAGUACCUUGAAGUCAAGAAGUACCCGAUCCCGACGGCGGCUAAGACAAAGAACUACGCCAAGCUGAUCGAGGUUGUGGACAAGGGCAACGCGGCAAUCCUCAAGAGUGGCGUAACGACGGUCAACGCCGAGACUGGCGAGGAGCUCUUUUACAACGAGGCUACCGUGUUCCUAAGGGGCUGCGGUGGCUUCGACGGACAGAAGAAACCGUCGGAACGAGGAGCAGCGACGGCGGCGAAUAAGCCUCCGAGGAGGUUGCCAGACAUUGUCGUUGAGAGCACGACCACGGAGGAGCAGGCCGCCGUUUACAGGCUUAGCGGCGAUUAUAACCCCCUUCACGUUGAUCCUAACUUCGCCAAGAUGGGCGGGUUCAAGGUGCCGAUCCUACACGGUCUCUGCUUCAUGGGUAUCGCGGGCAAGGCCGUUUACGAGAAGUUCGGUCCGUUCAAGAACAUCAAGGUCAGGUUCGCGGGCACCGUGCUCCCCGGCCAGACCCUGGUUACCGAGAUGUGGAAGGAGGGAGCCAACAAGGUCAUCUUCCAGACCAAGGUCAAGGAGACCGGCAAGCUGGCUAUUUCCGGCGCGGCCGCGGAGCUGGUCGGCGAUGGAAGAGAGGGAAAGUUGUGAGUAGAGUGUCUAGGAUGAGCAAGUGAGUAUGGUGAAACGGGUAGAAUAGGUGGGACGCAAGGAGAUAAGAUGAGUUGAUGAAGAUUAUGUCGCAUAGUGGACCUUUUUUUUCUCUUCCUUGUUUUGCAUGGUGGAAUAUGGAAUUUGGAAUUUGAGUUCGGCGUCUUUGUUACAAAAAUCACUGAUAUAUAUAAUUUGAUACAGGUUUGUUUAACUAGUACAUCGUACCGGAUGGAUCUAGCAUGCAUGAAUGGAUACAUGUCAUCUGGGUUUUACAUAAAUCUACCUACGCUCUUUGGUUUUGUUUCGUAAUUUCGGCCCGUCUACGAUAGGCCCGGGUAAAGAGGGUAAGUUGUAAGGGAAAGUGAUUAAUGCUAAAAAGACUAGGUUGUAUUAGUCAUCAUUUGAUAGAAUCAUCGAUAUGAAGAUAAUCCAAGUAAUACUUUGUCUAAAAACUAUGUAAUACACCAAAAUUACUAUGACAAACGUUGUAAGGCUAUAGCUUAC
Messenger RNA from Annulohypoxylon truncatum, 3222 nucleotides. Its product is annotated as NAD(P)-binding protein. Lineage: Eukaryota; Fungi; Ascomycota; Sordariomycetes; Xylariales; Hypoxylaceae. The transcript has 5 exons. Gene Ontology annotation, molecular function: oxidoreductase activity. The coding region runs from base 1 to 2715 and encodes 904 amino acids. The record is from RefSeq and is a predicted model, not a curated record.